AUGUUUUUUAAUUAUUCAAAAGAGAAAAAAUAUAAGAAUGUAUUGUUGAUUUUUUUUUUAUAUAUUAUUUUUUUUGUCUCAAAAUAUUAUAGUGGGAAAACAGUAACAUAUAAUUAUAGCUUAAUUCCUUUUAACAUUAAAACAAAAGAAAGAUCACCUUGGAAUUUUAUCAAAAAUGAUUUGUAUGAGAUAAAGAGGAAGCAAAGAAGAAAAGAAUUACAUGCAUCUGAUAUAGCUAAAACGUUUGAAAAUACAAUACCAGAAGAAUAUAUUAAAUAUAAUAUUCCUGAAGAACCAAUAUAUCCAUAUAUAUCUGUACCUGAUAAUCUGUAUACCAAAAAAUAUAAUGGUAAUGAUAACGAUAAUGUGAACGAUAAACAAGAGAAGGACAAAAAUGUUGCCCAAUUAACACAUGGUCUAAAGAAAAUGUCCUUCGAGGAAUAUAAAAAAUGGAAUGAAGAAAAUAUGAAAGAGAGCCAAGAGUUGCCUGAACCAACAAUAGAGGAUUAUAUUGAAGAUGUGGAAUAUGAGAAAUAUAUACAUCCUGCUUUAAUAAAAAAUGUGGAUGUAAACAAUCCAAGAUACUCACUUUAUUUUUUAAAUGAUAAAAUAAAAAAUGAUCCCGAUGAUUGUGCUACGUUAAAUUGUUUUGAUAAAAAUGAUUUAGAAGAUGAUCUUACCGAAUACGAUGCUGCAUUUAAUGGUAUAGGUCCAUGGCCAUCUACACAAGAAUUAAUAGAACAUGAAAAUAAUAUAGAAUAUGAUAAAACAGAUAUGGAAAUGGAAUAUAAUAUAACCUAUGAUAAAACAGGUUAUUAUGAAUAUAAAGAAAAAUUAAUGAAUGAAGAAAUGAAAGGAAUAAAGAAGAACGAUAUGAACAUAGAUGAUUCAGAGACAUUGCACGAUAGUGCUACUACAAUGCAAAAGGAUCAAAUGGAAGAUAAAGAAGAAAGUAAUAAAAAUUGUAUAAAUAAAACGGAGAUUAAUAAUAAUAAUAAUAGUAAUAGUAAUUAUAGUAGUGGUAAUAAUGAUGUACUUACGAAUAAUGAUUUAUUUUGUCUGUUACAUAAUGAAAAAAAAAUCACGACAAAUGAUGUUAGAAAAUUAUACUAUAAGAAAGAAAUAAAAAAUAUUAAAGAAGCAAAAGAAGAAAUUAUAAAAUGGGAUGAAAGAAAAAAUGUUUCACGUUCCAAAUGGACUUUAAAUAAAGAUGAAAUAAAUUUAUUUCCUCCAUAUGUAAAAAAAUUAUAUUAUGAACAUUAUGAAAAAUAUCAAAAAGAAAAAGAUGAAGAAAUCAAUAAUAUACGCAAAAAUAGUGCAGGUAGUCAAUUGUUUAUGAAUAUGAGAGAGGUAUAUGAUAAUAAAGAGAAUUUAACCUCAUGGACAAAUGAUCAUAUAAACGACAAAAUGAACAAUAUAAGUGAUAUUACAAUUCCUAAUGUUAAAGUUGGUCGUUUAAAUGAAUUAACAAAAUUAUAUGGAAAUAAUCCAUCAUCAAAUGAUAUUAUGGAUGAUAUAAGAAAUAAUAUAAAUCAUAAACCGUUAAAUAAUAUCAUGACAGAUAAAAUAAAUGAUCACAUGAAUCAAAAAUUUCCACAAGAAUAUAAUAAUAAUAAUAAUAAUAUAGAGUCACAAAAUAAAUACACAAAUUUUCGAUUAUUAGAAGAUAAUGUUUUAUAUACAAGAUCUAAAUCUCCAAUCAAUGAAAUAUUAUAUGAGUGGGAUGAUCCUUUAAAUUGUUUAUGGAGGAAAAGAACAGAAGAUGUUAUAAGAGAUGUAAUAAUGUAUGAUUUUCCAUUUAAAGAAUUAAGAAGACCAUCUAAUUUAGAUCUAUAUGAUGUUACAUGGUAUGCAGGUAAAAUAGAUAUCUUCGUUACAGUGGAAGAAGGAAGAAAUUAUAAAAUUACACUCUUCGAUUUAAAACAACUAGUAAAAAAAAUUGCUGAGAGAUUAAAAGAACUAGAAAUUGAAGAUGAAAUAGUUAUUUUGCCAUUCUUUGAAUUAGUUGUAUCUUCUUUGCCAAAAAAAAAUAUCUUAAUAUGUAGAAGAGACUGGAAUAAUAAUAUAGGUAAAGAAGUUGUUGUUUUUUUUAAAGAUAAUAUUCUUCAACCAGUCGAAGGAAUAUUACUAGGAUCGCCAAGUGUAUUUCAUGUAAUUAUUAAUGCUAAUAAUAAAAAAAUAUUAAACUUUGUAAUAAAUAAUAUUGAUAAAAUUGUUUUAAAAAAUACACAGGAUGAAUUAAAAGAUAAUAUUAUUUUAAAAGCUGCAAUAAGUCCAAGUGAAAGUCAAAGUGGUAGUCCAACUGAAAGUCAAAGUGAUAUUGAUAGUGAUAAUAAAAACAUAAAUGAACAAAAUCGUAAAGCUAUAAAUGAAAACUCCAAUUUAGAAAAAGAUAUGAAACAAAUUGAUGACGAAGAUAUAUAUGAUCAAGUAGAUAAUACAUAUGAUAAAGAAAAUAUAAAAAAUGAAUUUAAAGAUAUCGAAUUUGAUGACUUAGACAAAUUAAGAAAUGUUAACAAAACAUCCAAGGACAAAAAUGUUAAUGUAAUGAAAAAUAUUAAUAAUUUGGAUCAGGAUCAGAAUGAUCUAAAUAAUAUUAUAAAUGAGGAAGAUGAGCAAGACGACCAGGAGGCCGAGGAUAAUGACGAAUAUGAUGAUGAUGAUAUGGAUAAUGACAUUGAUAGUGACAUUGAUAGUGACAUUGAUAGUGACAUUGAUAGUGACAUUGAUAGUGACAUUGAUAGUGACAUUGAUAAUGACAUGGAUAAUGACAUGGAUAAUGACAUGGAUAGUGACAUAGAUUCAUAUGACAAUGAUUAUAAUGAUUAUUCAUGA
This is a messenger RNA of Plasmodium gaboni, 2835 nucleotides long. RefSeq lists its product as hypothetical. The record is from RefSeq and is a predicted model, not a curated record. The transcript has 3 exons. NCBI's taxonomy places the organism in Eukaryota, Apicomplexa, Aconoidasida, Haemosporida, Plasmodiidae. Bases 1 to 2835 code for a protein of 944 amino acids.